This is a messenger RNA of Plectropomus leopardus (leopard coralgrouper), 1784 nucleotides long. It is a transcript of the gene casp2, whose product is annotated as caspase 2, apoptosis-related cysteine peptidase. Gene Ontology annotation, biological process: proteolysis; regulation of apoptotic process. Gene Ontology annotation, molecular function: cysteine-type endopeptidase activity. The record is from RefSeq and is a predicted model, not a curated record. Lineage: Eukaryota; Metazoa; Chordata; Actinopteri; Perciformes; Serranidae.
UUGUGGAGUGAGCUGAAGACGGGAUGUUGUUACAUUUCUGUGAAAUUGUGUGAAACCCGUCGACACUUUUCUUGAGUUUUUAAGGAUCGUUUGACAUUCUGUUGCAGGAACAGAGGAACGGUAAGAAAUCAAAAUGCUGGAGUGUGGCAUGCUGGAGCAGGACAGACGGGCUCUUCGGAGACGCUCUGCAAUUCUCUGCAAAGAGCUGGUGGUGGAUGCGCUGCUCAUUCAGUCGUUACAGGCAGACGACAUCCUAACGGAGAGCAUGGCAGAGAGCAUCAUGGCUGAACAAACAUCUCAGAAACGAAGCUGGCGCUUACUACUACUCUUACCAAAGCGUGGGCCCAGAGCAUUCAGCAGCUUCUGCUCAGCUCUGCGAGAAACUGAGCAGCAACACCUGUGUGACCUGCUCACACAGUCACCAGAAAAAGAUGGGAAAGUGACUCCUAAACAGAGUAUUCAGCCCGAGGAAGAGCCAGAGGGAAUUACAGGGCAACUAGUCUUGCAGGCGACUGAAAAGAAGAGAGAGUUUAAUUGUCCUCUGCAGACAGUAGACAGAGAAGAAGAGGGUGAGGUGAGCAGCACCUCAUCAAGUCCAGUGCGAGCCUCAGAUAGUUGCCUCCACUCAAAGUCACCAUCCACUGUCAGGGAGGAAGACCGGAGGGUGAAGAAAAGAGGAAGAGAUAAGCAGACAGAUAGGUUUGUGGACUCUCCUCUUCCACUUCCCACCCAAGAGGGAAUUGCUGCUAAGAGAGCGAGGACACAUGCAGAGUCCAUGGAGUUCAGUCUGGAUGCAGACAGUCCCAUCAACACUCCUGUGCUCCCGUGCACUCCUGACUUUUACCUCUCUCACUGCCAGCAGUCUUACAGAAUGAAUUCAUCCCCUCGUGGUUUUGCUUUGGUGAUCAGUAACGUGACCUUUGAUCCUUGUGCUGCGCCUGACCUUGACCCAAGGAAAGGAGGGGAGGUGGAUGACGAGGUCCUCAGGAAGGUCUUCACAGAGCUGGACUACUUGGUGACAGUCCACAGAGACCUCACUGCUCAGGGCAUGAGGACGUGCAUUGAGAACUUUUGUCGCCGGCCAGACCACCGGACAGUGGACAGCUGUGUGGUGUGUCUGCUCUCCCACGGAGUGGAAGGAGCUAUAUAUGGUACUGACGGACAGCUCCUGCAGCUGGACUGGGUGUUUGAGUCCUUUGACAAUGCGCACUGUCCCCUGCUACAGAACAAGCCAAAGAUGUUUUUCAUCCAGGCCUGCAGAGGAGAGGAGAUGGACUGUGGAGUGGAGCAGAUAGAUGGGCCAGCGAGGACCUGCUCACCAAGCUGUGAACAGCGGGAUGCUGGGAGGGAAGGACAGGGGGAUGCCAACUCCAGACAGAGAGGGGACAUGGGGAGGCCCAGGAUCAAACUGCCCCAGCGGUCUGACAUGAUCUGUGGCUUUGCAUCUCUCAAAGGUCAGAGAAUUUGCACAGCAGCCAUGCGAAACACCAAGAGAGGAUCCUGGUUCAUCCAGGAACUUAACACAUCACUGCGCCUCCACGCCAGAGACACACACCUCGCAGACAUCAUGGUGCAGGUCAACGGGCGUAUUAAAGAGCGGGAGGGUUACGCUCCUGGCACCGCUCACCAUCGCUGCAAAGAGAUGUCGGAGUUCACCAGCUCGUUGUGCAAAGACCUCUACCUUUUCCCCAAGUACCAGCCCCAGUAUUGACAUACAAAAAUGCACAUAGACAGAUCAACACACACACACACACACACACACACACACACACACACACACACAC